This is a messenger RNA of Saprolegnia diclina VS20, 2935 nucleotides long. RefSeq lists its product as hypothetical. Lineage: Eukaryota; Oomycota; Saprolegniomycetes; Saprolegniales; Saprolegniaceae. The transcript is spliced from 3 exons. The coding region runs from base 16 to 2820 and encodes 934 amino acids. The record is from RefSeq and is a predicted model, not a curated record.
CUGGCCAAACAAGCCAUGGCACACAAGCCCAAGGAAUACCCGACGCUGCUCGCGCACGACGUGGUCUGCAGCGACGCCCACGCCGACCUCCUUCGGCGCAUGCAGCCGUCUGCGCACUUCAAUGCAGACCUCGUCACCGAGAGUCCAAUCGUUCCGUUCACAUACACGCGUCGGUACCUGGUCAUGACGACGAGCGGGCUUCGGACGCACGCGAUCUCCGAAUCCUGCGAGCACCCGCGCAGCCGAUCCCGAAGCGACGCAGCGCUUCGUGUGCCUCUGCGCUUCGUGGACAUGAUCCAGUGCAAGUCGACGGACGGGAAAGGUGUCGAGUGGUACAUGGUGCUGGUGCAAUGGGCCGACAAGUCGAGCGACACGUGGAUGCACGUAGCGGACGUCCGUAACGAGCACCGCAACUUGCUGCAGCAGCUCUACGUGGCGACGAUCAAUUCGUGGCUGCGCGUCGACAAGGUCCUGCCGGCGUCGUGGGAGGCCUAUGCGGCCGAAGACCGCCUCUGGCUCGACGACCCGGUCGUUGCCAACUGGCUGCAAACCGCGCAACCAAUCAAGGUGCAGCCGCCAGACGAGACGCAAGCGACGCUCAAGCGCCCGGCCGCGCCUUACGAUACGAACAGCAAGCGCAUGAAGCCGCCACUUCCCGGCGACACCGAGUCGGAGGACGACUCGAUGGACGAGCACGAGCACGAGCACGAGCAGGCGCCGCCGACCCCUGCCGCCGCCGCCGAUGUGGUCGACGAUGUUGUGUGCACCUUGAGCACGCUCGCCCUCAAGGCCAAGUAUGGUGUUGCACUGGCGUCGCCGCCCACGACGACUGUCGCCUGUCCGUGCGGCCUGGUCACCGACAGCGACGACGGCUACUCGGGGCUUUGGAACGUCUGCGCCAACAUGCACUGCCGUCGUGCGAUGCAUACUGUGUGCACGAGCCCGUCCACGCGUCACUGCGCGCGCUGCGAGCCGCGACCGCGUCGCACGUUUACCGCCGCCCACCUUGUCCUCGCCGCGCAGUCGAACGCAUUGCACUUGCUCCGAGCCGAGAACGUCCUCCUCGAUGGAGCGGUGCUGCAGCAGUGCAUUUUGGCAGCUGCGGACGCCGGCGCAGUCGAUGCGCUUCAGUACCUCCUGACGCGCAGCCCCAAGGCGGAGUGGGGCUCGCUUGUCGACGACAUUGGCCGCAACGCGCUGCACAUUGCGAUUGCGCAGCGCCACUCGCGUGUCGUCGCGCACCUUGUGUCGCAGCAGCCGCUGCUCUUGCUCUCGACAGAUGCAUUUCAACAGUCGUGCAUGGAGCUCUUCUUGCGCGAGAUGCCACGCGACUUUUUGCGGCUCCGCAAGGACCUUAGCGGUGUGCUGCGUAUUCCGGACGAGAAGAACAAUGGCAUUGCGCACGUGUUGUGCCGCGCGCUCCCCGAGACGGAUUUUGCCGCCGUCAUCAACGUGCUGCCGUACGCCACGUUUAGCGAUGUGAACGACGACGGCGAAACACCCGUGAUGCUGGCGUGUCAGCACCCGCGCCUCAAGGCGCAGCACUUGCGCGCGCUGAGUCUCCCGACAGACUGGUGGCGCUCCACCGACAAGAAAGGAUAUGGACCGCUGCACCACUUGCUCAUGGCCGGCCACGGAGACCUGAUCUUGCACAUCGAGCGCUCAGUCGUGCUCGAGGCGUCCGAUAUCUUUACGUGUGCAAUGCAGCACGGCCAAACCAAGGCGGUGGCCAUGCUCCUCGUUCACUUUAACGAGCGCUUGCUCGAGCGCGAAGGCACGAGCCAGCUCUGGCCCAUCUUGUCGGCGCCCACACCGGCGUUUGUGCUGCAGCUGCUCAAGUGCCAUCUGCGCGCCCAGCUGCAGUACGUCCACGACGCGGCCGAGAUGGCGCCGGACGCGGUGCAGCGCCUCGUGGACUGCAUGGCGAGCGACGUGAGCAUCCUAACGUACAUUGGCCAGAGCAUCAUGGUCGAGCGGAGCCUGUUGUCGGCGCCGUUUUUUGUGCGGUACCGGCACUUGCUGCCGUUCGAUGCCAAGCUGCUGCAGCUCGAAGCCGUCUUGACGCUGCCGACGAGCACGGUCGGUGUCACCAUCACGGUCAAGCCCGACGAGUCGUGUUGGACCGCGCUGCUGACUGCGUCCAAGGCCAACUUCAACUGGCGCGAGCCCAUCACGCUGUGCACACCGAGUGACCGCUACGUGUCGUCGGACGAUGCGUUUUGGUCGACGCUCUGGCCGCAGGUGCUAAAUGCGCGGGUGCUCGACGAGCUGCACCCGGCGACCAUGCUCGUGCUGGGGAAGGUCCUCGGGCACCUCGUGUGCAUGCAAAAGUCAUUGCCACCUACGCCGACGAUGUCGAUGGAGCUCUUUCGAUGCCUGGUUCACAAGCCGAACGCGGCGUCGACGGCGUACCUCGCCCACCGCGCGGAUCGGCACGUGCUCGAGACGGGCGCCAGCGCCUUUCGGACGCCGUUUUUCCGGCUCUUGGGCUCGGCGCUCGACGGAUGGACCGCCCCCGAGCUCUACGUGCUGCUGUUUCGCGUGCCGCGGGACGUGGCAGCGUGGCAGGCGACGGUGCGACACCAGCCGGGCGUCGACCCGCAGACGAACGAGACGGUCCAGAUGUGGUGGCACGUGGUAAAUGCCCUGCCGACGCACGCGCUUGGCAUGCUCCAAGUCGUCGUCGGACUCGGUCCGUGGACGCUGGCCAUCAACACGAUCUCGACCACGCUGGGGCCGGGCGAGGUGCAGCUGAGCGCAGAGAUAGCAACGGAAAGCGACCUCAAGAGCGCGUUGACGCUUGCGCUCCGGGCAGCGUAAGCGACGCCGACAAUCGAUUUUGCUUUGGAUAUCCCAAAGGAUUGAGUGACUUGUUGCGCGAGAUACUAGAAGCAAUACAUCGAUCGAUGGAUAGAUGGAUAGUAGAUGGAUAGAU